AGCUUGUAAAAGAAAACCCCAAAUAAUGGAGGAGAAGGGUGGAGAGGCAUUGGAUAGUGCAGUAGUAGCAGCAACAGCAGCAGACGAAGUUGAAAGAGAGAGAAAUACAAAGAAUCCCAUUGUUCUCCUUCUCCUUCUUCUUCUCUUCCUUUUCAAGAAUUUUUCUAUUAGUCUUCUUCACUCACUUCACUCUAUCACUUUCUCUUUUCAUCUAUAUCAAUAAUUAUUCUAUUCGAAAUCCCCUUUUGUUUACUACCCAUCUUAUGCAUCACGAUCUUACCCCACAACAAAUGUCCGAAGACGACGAUCGAUCUCCACCAUUGGAUCUCCGUUGCGCCUCCAUUAACAAAACCCGUAAUUGUUCCGGGGAUAUUUCCGGCUUUGGAUCCUCCACAUCAUCUUCAUCUUCAUCUUCAUCAUCCAUUCCCGUACCCAUACCCAUCACUGAGUACCAGUCACCAUAUCCGGACCAAGUUCUCGAGAACGUUCUCGAAAACGUGCUUCACUUCCUGACUUCUCGGCGUGACCGAAACGCGGCGUCAUUGGUGUGCAAGUCAUGGUGCCGUGCGGAGGCUAUGACCCGAUCCGAGCUGUUUAUUGGGAAUUGCUACGCGGUGUCUCCGUAUCGGGCUACCGGGAGGUUCAGAAGGGUUCGGGCCUUGGUGUUGAAAGGGAAGCCGAGGUUUGCAGACUUUAAUCUGAUGCCGCCUGACUGGGGGGCCCACUUCACGCCGUGGGUUUCGGUGACGGCUAGGGCUUACCCUUGGUUGGAAAAGGUUUGCCUGAAGCGCAUGUCCGUUACGGAUGAGGAUCUGCAGCUGCUUGCCGAGUCAUUUUUGGGGUUUAAGGAGUUGGUGCUUGUUUGUUGUGAAGGGUUUGGUACCAAUGGCCUCGCUUUUAUUGCCAGCAAGUGCAGAAAACUGAGAGUGCUUGACCUGAUUGAAACGGAAGUCACAGACGAUGAAGUGGACUGGAUAUCUUUUUUUCCAGAGGGCGAAACAUGUCUGGAAUCGCUGAUUUUUGAUUGUGUUGACUGUGCAAUAAAUUUUGACGCGUUAGAGAAGCUGGUAGCCAGGUCCCCUUCACUGAAGAAACUCAGGUUGAACCGUAAUGUUUCAAUUGGGCAGUUAUAUCGUCUGAUGAUUAAAGCCCCACAGCUUACACAUCUUGGGACAGGCUCAUUCAGCUCAUUGGAGGGUGAUCCAGAUCUGGACUAUGUGUCUGCUUUUGCUGCUUGCAAAUCCUUAGUUUGCCUCUCUGGGUUCAGGGAAAUUGUACCAGACUACUUGCCUGCAAUUUAUCCAGUUUGUGCUAAUCUAACCUCCCUGAAUUUCAGCUAUGCCAAUAUCACUUCUGAACAGCUCAAACCAAUCAUAAGCAACUGCUACAAACUUCAAAUUCUUUGGGUGCUUGAUUCAAUAUGUGAUGAAGGACUCCAGGCUGUGGCUGCAACAUGCAAGGAACUUCGUGAGCUUCGAGUUUUCCCUGUCAAUCCUCAGGAGGAUUUUGAGGGACCGGUUUCUGAAGUGGGUCUUCAAGCAAUUUCUGAGGGUUGUAAGAAACUACGAUCUAUUCUAUAUUUUUGUCAGCGGAUGACAAAUGCUGCUGUCAUAGCAAUGUCUAAGAACUGUCCAGACCUUGAGGUAUUUCGGCUAUGCAUAAUGGGGCGCCUCAGGCCUGACCAUGUGACAGGAGAACCGAUGGAUGAAGGAUUUGGAGCCAUUGUCAUGAACUGCAAGAAGCUCACUCGCCUUGCUGUUUCUGGUUUAUUAACUGAUAGAGCUUUUGGUUACAUUGGAAAAUAUGGUAAAUUGGUUCGCACCUUAUCUGUUGCCUUUGCUGGAGACAGUGAUACAGGUCUGAAAUAUUUGCUUGAAGGUUGCCCCAGAUUACAGAAGCUUGAGAUUAGAGAUAGCCCAUUUGGGGAUGCUGCUCUACAAUCAGGAUUGCACCACUAUUACAACAUGAGAUUCCUUUGGAUGUCUUCUUGCAGAUUAACCCGCCAAGGUUGCCAGGAGAUUGCUCGUGCAAUACCCCGCAUGGUUGUAGAAGUGUUUAGGAUUGAAAGUGAGGAGGUCAUAGAUGAUUAUGUUGAGACACUAUACAUGUAUCGAUCACUUGAAGGACCUAGGCAUGAUGCACCAGAAUUUGUUAAUAUCUUAAGGGCUGAUUGAUGAUGCGCUAGAACUGGGUAUAUGAUAUUUUAGGCAUUUGCAGUGGAGGGCGAAAGUUGUGUCAGCUGUUCUUGAUGUGCUAUUAUUCAAGUUAUUUUUGUGGGAAAAAUUGAUGCAGCGGGUGCCUUUUAUAUAGCCCUGCAAAGAAGAUCCUGCAUACUUGUCAAAUAAAGUCAAGUAAAGAACUUCUGUUCUCAGUGUGGACUGUUGGGGUGGCAAUCAAGGCAGAAGCAACAUGAAGGACUGCAUUUCUUCUUUGCUCUGUUCAUUUAAUGAACUUAGAGGACGGGGCUAAUGCACAAGGUGGAUGUUUUUGUUAAGGUAUUGGACCGUGUCAUAUUCUUGUACUUGUACUCUUCUAAAUUUUAUGUUGCUUUUUGUUUUCAUAUUCAUUUUAUCAUAAAGAAGGUUGCUUGAGAGGGGAGGGGGUUGUGGAUCAACAUCAAGAAGUGACUGUAUAUCUAUGUUUUCACCUGAACAAGUUAUUUCUUCUUUGAUGAAGAAGAAAUAGAUAUGGAUCUCGAGGUAUCGGUGAUGUGGAAUGGCAAAGUUGAUAAAAUCAUUCUUCUGACACCAGCAGUAGAGAAUCAGAAGCCAAAGCAAGCAGUGACUCUGGAAUGAUUUUAGUCUGUUAUUUUGAUUAAAUUGUGGUUAGAUAAGGUGUAGCUGGUGAAAACUAAAUGCCCAAGACUGAUACAUCUCUCUCUCACUCUCUCACUCUCUCGUUCUGUUUUUUCAUGUUUUUUUCUUAGAUGUGUUGUAGCACCUGACUUCUGAUUUUAUUAUUGUUGUUGUUAGCUUUGUGAAAUGGGAAAUAAGGAAAUGUGAAAUAUGCAUAUUCAAGGACCA
Molecule: messenger RNA, 3023 nt
Organism: Mangifera indica (mango)
Lineage: Eukaryota; Viridiplantae; Streptophyta; Magnoliopsida; Sapindales; Anacardiaceae
Product: transport inhibitor response 1-like protein
Exons: 3
Coding region: 264-2174 (636 amino acids)
Biological process (GO): SCF-dependent proteasomal ubiquitin-dependent protein catabolic process
Cellular component (GO): SCF ubiquitin ligase complex
Source: RefSeq, a predicted model, not a curated record